This is a messenger RNA of Camelina sativa (false flax), 1405 nucleotides long. Its product is annotated as UDP-glucuronic acid decarboxylase 5. Gene Ontology annotation, biological process: D-xylose metabolic process. Gene Ontology annotation, cellular component: cytoplasm. Gene Ontology annotation, molecular function: NAD+ binding; UDP-glucuronate decarboxylase activity. The record is from RefSeq and is a predicted model, not a curated record. NCBI's taxonomy places the organism in Eukaryota, Viridiplantae, Streptophyta, Magnoliopsida, Brassicales, Brassicaceae.
AAAAAGGAUUCAUAAACAGAAAACAAAAUCUUAAAUAACAAAGAUAUAUUCAAACUUUGACAUAAGAAGAAGCUCCGACACUUGUGUGCGAGUAUAAUACGAUCCUUCUCCCACUCUUCAGAUCACAAAGUUUUCGUUUUUUUUUUUAAAGGGUUCAUCGAUUCGGGUUGUGUGGAGUGAUCUCUCAUCAAUGGCGUCAAGUGAUAAGCAAACAAGCCCAAAGCCUCCACCUUCACCUUCACCUCUCCGUAAUUCCAAGUUUUGUCCGUCCAAUAUGAGGAUCUUGAUCUCAGGAGGAGCUGGAUUCAUUGGCUCUCACCUUGUUGAUAAGCUGAUGGAAAAUGAAAAGAAUGAGGUGAUUGUUGCUGAUAACUAUUUCACCGGUUCAAAGGGAAACCUUAAGAAGUGGAUCGGUCAUCCGAGAUUUGAGCUUAUCCGUCACGAUGUCACGGAGCCACUUUUGAUUGAGGUUGAUCGGAUUUACCAUCUCGCAUGUCCUGCUUCUCCCAUCUUCUAUAAGUACAACCCUGUGAAGACAAUCAAGACCAAUGUGAUUGGUACACUGAACAUGCUAGGUCUUGCCAAGCGUGUUGGAGCAAGGAUUUUGCUUACCUCAACCUCGGAAGUGUAUGGAGAUCCUCUGAUCCAUCCCCAGCCUGAGAGCUACUGGGGAAAUGUCAACCCAAUUGGGGUUAGGAGCUGUUAUGACGAAGGCAAGCGUGUGGCUGAGACCUUGAUGUUUGACUACCACAGGCAACAUGGAAUUGAAAUCCGCAUUGCCAGAAUCUUCAACACCUAUGGUCCACGCAUGAACAUUGAUGAUGGCCGUGUUGUAAGCAACUUCAUUGCUCAAGCACUACGGGGUGAGGCAUUGACUGUUCAGAAACCAGGGACACAGACUCGCAGUUUCUGUUAUGUAUCUGACAUGGUUGAUGGACUUAUGCGCCUCAUGGAAGGAAAUGACACUGGUCCCAUCAACAUUGGUAACCCAGGUGAGUUUACCAUGGUGGAACUAGCUGAGACAGUGAAGGAGCUGAUUAACCCGAGCAUAGAGAUAAAGAUGGUUGAGAACACACCAGAUGAUCCAAGACAGAGGAAGCCGGACAUCACAAAGGCAAAAGAAGUGUUGGGAUGGGAACCAAAGGUGAAACUCCGUGAAGGUCUUCCCCUUAUGGAAGAAGACUUCAGGCUAAGGCUCGGAGUCCCCAAAGAAUAAAACUUGGUCACGGAUCAAAAGCAAACGUGGAUGCACUACAAGUCAGUUCUACUUUUCAGAUUCCAUUGCGCAGGUGGCUAUUUUCAUAUAAUAUGUUUCCACUUUCCACAGUGGAAAACUCCGUAGAGAAAAAUAAAGAUUAUGAACGAAUGCUUUAUUUAUUUAAGGAAAAAUAUAUUUUUCUUGCCA